AUGCUACUCUGGAGCUCGAGGUGCAGUAUCGGACUCGCACACUCCUGGUGUCGGACAGCCGCCCGACACCGGCGUUGCCCUCAUCGAUACCGCUUUCUCUUCACGUCUUUCGGCAAAUUAGCCAAAGAGGACGGCGAGGUUCAGGCGAACCGCCCGCUGCCGCUGAAGGAAUGGAGCCUGGAGGUCAGUCCCUUCAGCACGCUGCGAGCACGGCUUGGAUGUAGCAUCUCCGUCGGACCCCUUGACCCGCACGCCUUCCCUGAAGCGGACCGAGCCUUCAUCCUGGUCCGCGGAGAGGAGAAUUUAAAAGACGUGGAAGGAUUCCACGUACAGUACAACGACCAGGACAAGGAGUUGCUCAUCUCGACAGAAAAGGCUAAUGGCAGCUUGUCUGUUGAUGUUUCAAUACCCAUCAAGAGCAAUAUCUUUAUAAGCACCCACGCCGAAGGCAACGUCCAGGUGAAGAACAUGGAGUGUGACAUCUGCAAGGUGUACACAGAAAAAGGCAACUGUUUACUGCGUUCAGUCAAGGGCCAUCAGGUGGAGGUGCGUUCAGGUGGAGAUGUCACAGGCGAAGGCACUAUCCAUGGCAAUGUGGACAUUAGCGCUUUUGGAAAAGGGGCAGUUCGUGUUAAGAAGCUGCAGGGCACCGAGAUGAAAGUCUCCACAGAGCAUGGCGACCUGGCGGUCAAGGCCAUCUACGCUCAAUCCAGCUGCGUCUCCUCCCAUACGGGCAAAGUGGAGCUGGGACUCGUGCACGGUGAUGCCACUGUUAAGAACACAUCAGGUCAUACGCUUAUAGAUGGCUCCAAUGGCCUCUUGAAGGUUUCAUCUCAAAGUGGUGACAUCGAUGUGUAUGUGGGAGACGGUGCCAGCUCGGAGUUGAUUAGCACGGAAGGAACAAUGUGCGUCCGCGUGCCUCCUUCACUACAAGCGGACGUGGAACUCUGUGGAGCCAAGGUGGAUGUUAGCCGUGAUGUCAAGUUGCUUCAUGUUCAGGAGAACACUGCUGAAAAACAAACCAGACUUACCGGCUAUAUGAACUGUGAUGGUCCAGCACUGCAACGGAUCAAGGUGAUCACAGAAAGUGGAUCAGUCAGCCUCAGGACGCAAAGCUGGUUCCAGUCACUAAAACUGGGAGGCUGA
Messenger RNA from Nerophis lumbriciformis (worm pipefish), 1146 nucleotides. The record is from RefSeq and is a predicted model, not a curated record. Lineage: Eukaryota; Metazoa; Chordata; Actinopteri; Syngnathiformes; Syngnathidae.